AACAUUUCUUGUUGGGUAAAGCGUUAGCGUUAGGAUUCUAACAAGGAAGUAGGUAGGUGGAGCAAGCCAGAGAAUUCCCCUAUAAUUGGAUAUAUUCAUCAUUCGUUGACGUGCACUGACUUGUGAGGAACAGACUCCCAACGACGAUGGGAGCUGAAGGCGCAGGAGGAGAUCACGGUGGUGAAGAACGCAUCCCUCUGCUCCACAAGGAAGCAAGCGAGGAAGUGGCAGGGGAUGGGUCUGUCGAUAUUCGUGGAAGGCCAGCUCUCAAGAACAGAACUGGGAACUCAAGGGCAGCUAAAGUUAUUCUGGUGGCGGAGCUGUUCGAGAGCCUAGCAGGUUCUAGUAUCUCCUGCAACCUCACAGUAUAUCUAACGAAGGUUCUCCGCCAGGGCAACGCUUCUGCUGCAGCAAGCAUCAAUACAUGGACAGGGGCCAGCUACCUUACACCCAUACUGGGAGCCCUCUUUGCUGAUUCAUACUGGGGCAGAUACUGGACUAUCUUCAACUUCUUCUUUGUCUAUGCCAUGGGUUUAAUGAUUCUCGCUCUAUCAGCCUUUCUUUCUUCAUUGGGACCUGCAAGCUGUGGAGGAGUCGAAUGCCCUUCGGCCACUAAUAUUCAGAAGACGGUCUCUUUUUUCGGAUUAUACCUCCUCGCAUUUGGGUCAGGAGGCAUCAGCUCCUCACUGGUACCAUUUGGUGCUGAUCAGUUUAGUGAUAUGGACCCAAAAGAGAGCUUGAAGAAGGGGUCCUUCUUCAACUGGUUCUCCUUCACCAGCAAUGUUGGUGCUCUCAUUUCGAGCACUGUGCUAGUAUGGGUGCAGGAGAAUGUUGGAUGGGGGGUGGGAUAUGGCAUCUCUACGGGCUUCAUUGCCCUCGCCAUCGCCACGUUUGUAAUGGGUACGCCCUUUUACAGGCUGCAGAGACCAGAAGGCAGCCCUCUGACAAAGGUUUGGCAAGUCUUGGUGGCCUCUUUUAGGAAGAUCACUCUUCAGACUCCUGCUGAUGAAAAGCUCCUCUACGAGGAAAGCAAGCCAGGCGCCAGCCAUCACCAUCUUUCUCACACUGAUGACUUCAGGUUCUUAGAUAAAGCGGCAAUCGUAUCUGACAUGGACAUGGAGGAAGGGAUUUACAGAAACCCAUGGAGAUUAUGUACAGUUACACAAGUGGAGGAGCUAAAGUUGCUUCUGCGUCUGUUGCCUGUGAUGGUUACCGGCAUCAUAUACUCCGGAGUGUAUGCUCAGAUGUUCACAGUCUUCGUAGAACAAGGAAGCAUCAUGCAGAGAAAUGUUGGGAGCUUUAUUGUUCCACCAGCGACAUUGUAUAGCUUUGAGGUGCUCACUGCCAUCUUAUGUAUCCCAAUUUACGAUACCAUCAUCGUUGCAGUUGGUCGAAAGUUCACGGGCAAUCCACGUGGGUUUACCGAGUUACAGAGAAUGGGGAUCGGGCGGUUCCUGAUUAUUCUUUCCAUGAUAGCAGCUGCACUAGUGGAGAUGAAGAGGUUGGAGAGCAACAGGACAGGCAGGUUGAUGAACAUAGCAUGGCAACUUCCUCAGUACUUUCUGAUAGGUGUUUCUGAAGUGUUCACUUGCAUUGGGCAGAUGGAAUUUUUCUAUGACCAGUCACCUGAUUCUCUGAAAAGCGUCUGCACGGCCAUGGCUCUGCUAACCAUAUCACUUGGGAACUACUUCAGUUCUCUAACUGUGACCUUCGUGAACUGGGCUACAACAAGGGGAGGGGAUGCAGGAUGGAUACCUGAUGAUUUGAACCAAGGGCACUUGGAUUAUUUCUUUUGGGUAUUAGCUGGGGUCAGCGCAUUGAACUUGGUCGUCUAUAUUGCUUGUGCAAAGAAGUAUAAGCUUAAGAAGCUAGCCCAUGACCCCCAAGUACAGUCAGAUGUAAAUAAGUAGGGAGACUUAUUGUGUUGUUAAAUACAUAGCAAAUGCUCAAGAUUAUCACCGUUUAAUUUUUGGAGCAAAUGUAACAGAAAUUCAUGGCCA
Molecule: messenger RNA, 2000 nt
Organism: Nymphaea colorata (pocket water lily)
Lineage: Eukaryota; Viridiplantae; Streptophyta; Magnoliopsida; Nymphaeales; Nymphaeaceae
Product: protein NRT1/ PTR FAMILY 8.3-like
Exons: 5
Coding region: 147-1910 (587 amino acids)
Biological process (GO): transmembrane transport
Cellular component (GO): membrane
Molecular function (GO): transmembrane transporter activity
Source: RefSeq, a predicted model, not a curated record